This is a messenger RNA of Ruditapes philippinarum (Manila clam), 1505 nucleotides long. Its product is annotated as BTB/POZ domain-containing protein 2-like. The coding region runs from base 121 to 1410 and encodes 429 amino acids. The transcript has 5 exons. NCBI's taxonomy places the organism in Eukaryota, Metazoa, Mollusca, Bivalvia, Venerida, Veneridae. Gene Ontology annotation, molecular function: protein binding. The record is from RefSeq and is a predicted model, not a curated record.
AUACAAUAACGCAACGGAUGAUAAGUUUUUGAUAUACUGAUCUCGUAACCUUUGCUUCAAAUUACAAAAGACAGAAUAGUUACAGGAAGUGUUUAAAUUGAACCAAUAUCACUGAAGCCUAUGAUAAUCAAAAUGGAGCAAGGCAUCACCGCAGACGACUCUGAAACAUUGCAGACGACAGAACAGGAAGUUUCUGAAAGCUCUAAUCGGAAGAAAGUCGGAACUCUGAAAGAUGAUGCUAGCAACUUUUGUCUUUCCGACCGUUUGUCAGAUGUCAGUUUUAUAUUCAAAGAAAGUUCAACGAAACUUCCGGCUCACCGAUUACUUCUGAGCAUGCGCAGUAAGGUAUUUGAAGCAAUGUUCUACGGACCGAUGGCUGAAACCUCUGGCACGAUAUUGAUAAAAGAUACCGACAUAUCAACGAUGAAAAUUAUAUUAAGAUUCAUAUACUCAGAUGAAGUCGAGCUUGAUGGUAAAAACGUAACCGGAUGUCUUUACGUUGCCAAGAAAUACGCUCUGGACGGUUUGGUCGCGAAAUGUACGGAGUUUCUAGCAAACACGAUUGCAGUUGGCACUGCCUGUACAAUAUACGAGCAAGCCAAGGUCUACGACGAGAUACCACUUCAAACAAAAUGUUUUGAUUAUAUUGUUGAGCAUUCAAAUGAUAUUUUUCUGUCGGCAGAUUUCCUUACUCUUUCUUACGACAGUCUUUUAGAAAUUAUGGCUAGUGAUUGCCUAAGCAGUGACGAAUCCUUGAAUUUCAUGGCACUAAAAAGAUGGGCUGGAUCCGAAUGUGUGAAGCAAGAUUUAACGACGACACCGAAAAAUAUUAGAUCAUGUCUUGGCGAGAUCGUGUUUCUGGUACGUUUCCCGUUGAUGUCCAUCGACGUAUUCGCAAAGGCAGUUGCCCCUACCGGAAUACUGACGUAUGAAGAAAUGCUGAUGAUAUACCAUCACCUAGCAACGAAAACUGGGUCACCGGAACAGGAACACAUCGGACGAUUUUCUAGUAAAACAAGACAGAUAGUCGUUAGAUUUGAUCGUGUAAAUCAAUCACCGGGAUCUUCCGAUUGCUUAGUUGUUUUAAAUACCUCGAAACCUGUGCAAUUAGUGUCUGUAAAAGGUAAAUUUGUGAUACAUGUUAGUAGUAUCCACCUGACAAAUACGGGGCGGCAUAGAUCUGAUAAAAUACUGUUUAACGUACAUGACGAUACGCUAGAUCUACUUGAGCCAUUGACACUGAAGCCAGAGAAUGGUACCAUCCAUAUUGAAUUUCAAGCAAGGAGUGGCGUAUAUGACGAUUCUUCGAGGUCAACAAGUGUAAAUAUUUCGCGUACUAUCCGAGACGUCAUUAUAAAUGUUAAACGUAUACCUUAUGGACUUCAGACACUGGUAUUUAAGGAAAUUUGAAUAUUGUUUUUAAGUUUUAUUGCAUAAUGAAUAUACAAAAUGUUUAUACAGUAUCUACAGUAAAGAAAUGAAAAAUAAAUUCAUAAUAACACUUG